Messenger RNA from Fonsecaea erecta, 2925 nucleotides. RefSeq lists its product as hypothetical. The record is from RefSeq and is a predicted model, not a curated record. Gene Ontology annotation, molecular function: sterol binding. The transcript is spliced from 2 exons. The coding region runs from base 1 to 2925 and encodes 974 amino acids. Gene Ontology annotation, biological process: endocytosis; ER to Golgi ceramide transport; exocytosis. Gene Ontology annotation, cellular component: perinuclear endoplasmic reticulum; plasma membrane; cytosol. NCBI's taxonomy places the organism in Eukaryota, Fungi, Ascomycota, Eurotiomycetes, Chaetothyriales, Herpotrichiellaceae.
AUGGCGGGCCUCGAGCAGAUCGAGGUCCAUUCCAGGAACUACCUGGUGCGCUGGGUCAACGUCAAACAAGAGCAUACGAUCUCCUGGACCCUUCAGCCUCACAAGAAAUCCAUCAACCUCGGCCUGUUCAAGCAUCCCGGACCGCUCUCCAACCUGCACUCCUCGUCCUCGACUUCUCUUGCGCCUCCUUCUCCCGUCAAUGCGCCAGUCGACGAAGAUAAAGACAAAUCAGAGACUCAGUCCACGGCCAUCGAGAAGCUGACGAGCAUUGGUCUGAAGGUGGUUCGGUGGAUAGGCAAAUGCGAAGCCGACAAAGUCACACAAGGAAAACACGAUGUGCGCUUCGGGGAGGGAGGAAACUAUGCAUUGGUUUUCGACAAUACCUUCUCCAAGAACAUCUCGAAGACGGCGACGAUCUUCCUCCUCACCUAUCCUACCGCGUGCCAACCGCAGAUUCAGUUUGGCGCGCAACUGUACCACCCACAGUCAAUGGCCUCGGCAAUGGCCAUAGCCAACACUUCAUCCCAGCUGUUCAAGAGAAGUCCGAAGCUCAAGGCAAGGGAUAAAGAAUCCGUCGACUCACUGAGACAAAUCUCCAUUAGCCAGUCUGUUGGGGGCAGUAUUGAUCCCGUUGCCGAAGAGACGAAACUUGCGGAGGACACUACUUCAAUCCAUACUGGUGUGUUGCAAAAGCUGAGGCGCAAAAAGCACCAAGGGUAUGCGCGGAGGUUUUUCUGCCUGGACUAUACCUCCUCAACUCUGUCGUACUAUCGCGACCGCAACUCCUCGGCACUAAGAGGUGCCAUUCCACUCUCUUUAGCUGCCAUUGCCGCCAACAGCAAAACCCGGGAGAUCUCCAUCGAUUCUGGGGCCGAACUCUGGCAUCUGAAGGCCAACAACGAUGCAGAUUUUGAAUCAUGGAAGCAUGCUUUGGAGACUGCGACCCGGCUCAUGUUAGAGGCGAAGACGCCGUCCGACAACCUGCACCUUGACACCGGUGACCCCAUCGACGGCGAAAAGUCCGCCUUCGAAGAGCAGGAAUGGGCGAGGCUGGAGACUCUGCUCAGCAGGAUUUCAGGUACACGAGACGCCGUGCGCCGACUGUGUCUAGAUACGUUGGCGCAGCCGGCGCCACUGCCUUCCCCGAAGCUCGGAGCAGCUUCUGCCAGCACCACGCCCACCGAGGGACUCAACGGAGACGAUUACUUCAAGCAGGACGAGAGACGACCUUUUUGGAAACGCAAGGUCAGUAUGACUAACAGUCAAGCCAACAUCUUCAAGCGCAGUGUUUCUGCCCAGCUCGCGGUGCCGCUGCCGGGUGUCGAGCCAAUCUUGCGCAAUGGGACGCCGCCUCCUCUUUCAGCACCUUCUACGUCACGGCCCGUGAUUCACCACGAAGAAAGCAUGUAUGACCAUUGCCGAGCGUUGCUGCACGAUCUUGACUCGGUCGUCAGCGAGUUUUCGCUCUUAAUCAACGAAAGCAAGGUUCGGCGUACGACCCCUCCCAAGUCUGCGGUGUCACGGCUGAGCCUCCAGACGGUCGACUCGCAGGAGUAUUUUGACGCAGAAGACCACCGGCAUGUGCUUGACAUCCACAGCGAUACCGACCAUGAAGCUGAAACGGCCGAGGAAGACAAUGGUUCAGCCACCAGCAGCGACGUUGGGGAAGACUCGAUUCGCGGGAUGAGGCGCCGAUCAGGGAGCGUGUCUUCAUAUCUUCCUCCUCGAGCGAAAUCAUUGGCCCCACUGCCGCUAGAUCCCGUUCGCCGACGGGACACGAUAGCCGCGCCGACGGUCAUGCCGCCGAGCCUUAUAGGAUUUCUUCGGAAGAACGUGGGCAAAGACCUCUCGACGAUCUCGAUGCCCGUGUCGGCCAACGAGCCCUUGUCGCUCCUCCAGCGUGCCGCGGAGCAAUUCGAAUACUCGCAGCUGCUGGAUAACGCGGUCAAAUCCAACGACACCUUCGAGCGGCUGAUGUAUGUGGCGGCAUUUGCCAUCUCGUCACUAUCGAACACGCGAGUUAAGGAACGAUCGAUCCGCAAACCAUUCAAUCCCAUGCUUGGGGAAACGUAUGAGCUGGUACGCGAGGAUCGGGGUUUCCGCUUCAUCUCGGAGAAGGUGUCGCAUCGUCCCGUGCAGCUAGCAUUACACGCCGAGUCUGAGCAUUGGACAUUCACACAAUCCCCUCUGCCGUCGCAAAAGUUCUGGGGCAAGUCGUCUGAGAUCAUCAACGAAGGCAAGGCACGACUGGUCCUGCACAGUACGGGAGAAGCAUUCAGUUGGUCGGCGGCUACGUGCUUCCUGCGCAACAUCAUCGCGGGGGAGAAAUACGUGGAACCUACGGGGACCAUGACUAUCUACAACGAGUCGGCGGGUCACAAGGCGGUCGUCUCGUUCAAGGCCAAGGGCAUGUUCUCGGGUCGCAGCGAAGAAGUCGAAGUGCAAACCAUCGACGCCCAGGGCCAAGAACUGUCGAUCGGCCUAAGCGGGACGUGGACCAAUUCCUUACAAUUGAAAGAGCCGGGCAAACUGGGCCAGCGGCCCACCAUCUGGUCAGUCGGUCCGUUGGUGGAGAAUGCGCCCAAGCAUUAUGGCAUGACCCUCUUUGCGGCGCAGCUGAAUGAAAUGACCACCGUGGAGCGGGGGAAGGUGGCGCCGACGGACAGCCGUCUCCGGCCGGACCAAAUGGCACUGGAGAACGGAGACCACGACACGGCAGAACACUUGAAGAAUCAGCUGGAGGAAGCACAACGGGCACGACGAAGGGAAAUGGAAGAGAGGGGCGAGGAGUGGAAGCCACGAUGGUUCUCUAGGGUAGAACUCGGCGACGAGGUGGUGUGGAGGCUGAGGACGGGCAAAGAAGGAUACUGGGAAGAGCGAGGCCGUGGAGAGUGGACGGGGGUGGUGCCGGUGCUACAGGUAUAG